Messenger RNA from Protobothrops mucrosquamatus (brown spotted pit viper), 606 nucleotides. Its product is annotated as hemojuvelin-like. The coding region runs from base 16 to 606 and encodes 196 amino acids. Gene Ontology annotation, molecular function: coreceptor activity. Gene Ontology annotation, biological process: BMP signaling pathway. The transcript has a single exon. Lineage: Eukaryota; Metazoa; Chordata; Lepidosauria; Squamata; Viperidae. The record is from RefSeq and is a predicted model, not a curated record. Gene Ontology annotation, cellular component: plasma membrane.
AUUAUAUUUAAAAACAUGAAAGAAUGCAUUGAAGAGAAAGUCUACCAGGCAGAAAUGGACAACCUGCCAGUAGCAUUCGCAGAUGGUUCAGUGAAUGGUGGUGAGAAGCCUGGAGGAAAUAGCUUAACCAUUCAUGAACAUAUACCUGGGCAGUACAUAACAAUCCAAGCAACGUACAUUGGUACCACCAUUGCUGUGCGCCAGGUAGGGAAGCACCUGUCCUUCUCCAUCCGGACAGCUAAGGAGAUAGCAUUCUCCUUCACAGAUGAACAGGAUCUCCAGCUGUGUAUGUCAGGAUGCUUUCUCAGCCAGCGCAUCUCUAUACAUAACUGCUGUCAUCCAAAAGGUAGCCUGACAAGAAAGAAAGCUCAUCUGCUAUGUAAGGAGAAGCUACCAGUUGAAGACAUCUACUUCCAGUCAUGUAUCUUUGAUGUGAUGACUUCAGGAGAUGUUAACUUUACUCAAGCAGCACAGAAAGCAUUGGAAGAUGCCAGGGCACUCCAUCCAGAUUCCAAGAAAAUCCACAUUUUCCACAGUGAUAGGACUUCUCAUCCUUGCAGUUCAUCCUUCCUUCUCUUAAUCACAGUACUACAACUGUAUAUGUGA